AUGGCCUCCUCAAAUCAUCCGAAUUAUUCCACCGAAGUGGAAAGAGUCUUGAACCACCUGGUCAACUUGCACCUGCAGGCCUCCUGUACUUACCUGUCUCUGGCCUACUACUUUGAUCGGGAUGAUGUGGCUCUGGAAGGUGUAGGCCUCUUUUUCCGCCAAGUGGCAGAGGAGAAGCGCAAGGGCGCUGAGCUUCUCCUCCAGUUGCAGAAUGAUCGCAAGGGCCAUGCAUUCUUCCACAAUGUGCCAAAGCCAUCUCAAGAUGAGUGGGGUAAAAGCCAGGAGGCCAUGGAAGCUGCCUUGGCCAUGGAGAAGAGCCUGAACCAGGCACUCUUGGAUCUUCAUUCCCUGGGUUCUGCCUGUAAAGACCAUCAUCUUUGUGAAUUCUUGAAAAACCACUUCCUGGAUGAGGAGUCGAUGCUCAUCAUGAAGAUGGGCAGCCACCUGGCCAACAUCCGCAGGCUCGCUGGGCCACAGCCAGCUCAGGCGAGCGUGUCACAGCUAUACCUAGGCGAUUAUCUCUUUGAGCGACUCAGUCUCAAUGAUGACUAG
Acomys russatus (golden spiny mouse) is the source of this 552-nucleotide messenger RNA. Its product is annotated as ferritin light chain 1-like. Bases 1 to 552 code for a protein of 183 amino acids. Gene Ontology annotation, biological process: iron ion transport; intracellular iron ion homeostasis. The transcript has a single exon. The record is from RefSeq and is a predicted model, not a curated record. Gene Ontology annotation, molecular function: ferrous iron binding; ferric iron binding. Gene Ontology annotation, cellular component: cytoplasm. NCBI's taxonomy places the organism in Eukaryota, Metazoa, Chordata, Mammalia, Rodentia, Muridae.